Molecule: messenger RNA, 504 nt
Organism: Paraglomus occultum
Lineage: Eukaryota; Fungi; Glomeromycota; Glomeromycetes; Paraglomerales; Paraglomeraceae
Source: the annotation of a GenBank genome assembly
AUGGAAGCAAUUGAGUUUAUUGCUGCAGCACAGGACUGUGUUACAAUAAAUACUAUUAAAAACUGCUGGUGCAAGACUGGAAUACUCUCAUCACCAGUUUGUGAGAUUGUUGAUGUUGCAGGUCCAGUCUUAAACAGUGAAAGAUUUAUCAACAGUUUGUCAGAUGAACAGCACAUAGUUUUAGAAAAUUAUAUACAUCAACUCAAUGUUCCUGUUCCAAUAGAGGAACCAUUAUUAUUAUCUUUUGAACAAAUUGUUGAUUUAGUCAAUGAAGAAGAUAUAGAAUGUACAAGUGAUGACUCUAGUGAAGAAGUAUCACCAGUACAAUUGAAGGAAGCUCAAAUAGGUUUGGAGACUGCUAUUAACUUUUUCGAGCAGCAAUCAGAUAAUAUAGGUUUUGAUAUCAAAGACUUGCAUAUUUUUCAUAAGUAUUUGAAUUUACUAAAUGUCAAAGAGUUUCAAUUGAAACAACAACAGAAAAUUGAUGCUUACUUUGGAAGUUAA